AUGUUGCUAGACUUGGUUGUCAUGGCCGUACCAAUCCCUAUAUACUUCGAACAGGGCGCUCGUGGCAGGACGAGGCUAGGGCUCGUUGGCAUUAUCGCUAUGGGGACUGUUAUUCCGGUUUUCUGGGGCCCUAUGAUGACCUCAGCCUCCCAUCUUCUCGGCCAGAUCUUCGUCACCAAGGAGGUCCAAGUGACGACGGAGCAUCGGUUUGGGAACUUGGGUAGCAGCGACGCGUUUCAUCAGCACGAAGGGCCCUGGGCAGAUUUGGAGGAUGGAAAGGCCUAUCUUGAACAGAGGUGUGGUUCCAGGGUGGAGUGGACUGGGAAGGACGGGGCACAACAUCACUCCACGACAUGGACAGCUUGA
Chaetomium globosum CBS 148.51 is the source of this 366-nucleotide messenger RNA. RefSeq lists its product as uncharacterized. The record is from RefSeq and is a predicted model, not a curated record. Bases 1 to 366 code for a protein of 121 amino acids. The transcript has 2 exons. Lineage: Eukaryota; Fungi; Ascomycota; Sordariomycetes; Sordariales; Chaetomiaceae.